AUGAAGAUCAUUGUGGGGCUCCUUCUGCUCUGUACAGUGACCCAUUUCUGCAGCAGCUCAGAAGCUGCCAAUCUUCCUUUAACAACAGUGGACUGCAGCAUUUACAAGAAGUACCCAGUGGCGGUCAUCCCCUGCCCCAUCACAUACCUGCCAGUUUGUGGUUCUGACUAUAUCACCUAUGGGAAUGAAUGUCUCUUGUGUUCUGAGAGCUUGAAAAGUCAUGGAAGAGUUCAGUUUCUUCAUGAAGGAAAUUGCUAA
Lemur catta (Ring-tailed lemur) is the source of this 258-nucleotide messenger RNA. RefSeq names its product serine peptidase inhibitor Kazal type 7 (gene SPINK7). The record is from RefSeq and is a predicted model, not a curated record. The transcript is spliced from 4 exons. Gene Ontology annotation, molecular function: protein binding. The coding region runs from base 1 to 258 and encodes 85 amino acids. NCBI's taxonomy places the organism in Eukaryota, Metazoa, Chordata, Mammalia, Primates, Lemuridae.